Rhinichthys klamathensis goyatoka is the source of this 3463-nucleotide messenger RNA. RefSeq names its product ankyrin repeat and LEM domain containing 2 (gene ankle2). Gene Ontology annotation, cellular component: endoplasmic reticulum. Lineage: Eukaryota; Metazoa; Chordata; Actinopteri; Cypriniformes; Leuciscidae. Gene Ontology annotation, biological process: negative regulation of phosphorylation. The record is from RefSeq and is a predicted model, not a curated record. The transcript is spliced from 13 exons. Bases 159 to 3077 code for a protein of 972 amino acids. Gene Ontology annotation, molecular function: protein phosphatase 2A binding.
UGCGCAAACCGAGCUGUAAACAAUGCGACCCUUCCCAGACCGUCCGCUUGAUUCACACUCAUAUAAACGUUUAAGAAAUCACACAUGCACGUUUGCGCUUUCACAUCACGCACGGAAUCACUGUUCAGCUGAUAGAUGGUAGCCAAAGUAGCAGAAGCAUGGACGCGGUCCUGAGCCGGCUGAAGGGUCUCACUGCUGACGAGUUGAGGGAGGAGAUCAUUAAAGCCAACUUGAAGUGUGGCCCCAUCACUGCCACGACAAGAGCCAUUUUUGAGCGCAAGCUCGCCAGGACUCUAGUGGAGAAGGCUGGACUUACUGAGCCUGAUGGCAGCAGUGGGAACAGUGCCUCGUUGGAAGGCUCUGGGAGUGUAGUGCCACCCAGUGCCACAUCAGCAACCCCAGAUCCGGUCAUAGGCGAGGAUGGAGAUUUUGGGUACGGCAUGGGCCUCAACCCGCCGGAGGAGGAAGCUCUGAGCGGAACGGUGUGCCCCGGUAAUGUGGAGAAUUCACAGUUGGAGGCACAGACUCCCUCUAAAACUGCACAGGUGUCGCCCACCUUCUUCUAUGGGGUGUGCCCAUUGUGGGAGGAUGUACUGGCUAGGAAUGAGAGAGCCCACGUGUACACGGAUAAGAAAGAGGCUUUGCAGGCCGUUAAAAUGAUGAAGGGCGCUCGGUUUAAAGCUUUCUCCAAUCGUGAGGAUGCUGAGAAGUUUGCCAAAGGCAUAUGUGACUACUACCCUUCGCCUAGUAAAAGCAAUCUCUGUGUUUCUCCCGUCAAACCCGGCCUGGUGUUUAACAAAGACCACCCAUCUAUGAUGGAGGCAGACACAAUCAACAGGGAGAAGGCAAACAGUUUUAAAAGUCCUCGGACACAAGAUUUGACGGCCAAGCUAAGGAAGGCCGUGGAGAAGGGAGACGAGAUUGCCUUUACUGAGCUGGUCUGGAGCAACCCUCGUUACCUCAUCGGGUCAGGGGACAACCCAACUGUAGUCCAGGAGGGCUGCAGGUAUAACGUGAUGCAUGUGGCUGGGAAGGAGAACCAGUCAGGCAUUGUUCAGAUCCUGUUGGACACUCUAGAGAACCCAGAUUUCAUGCGUCUCAUGUACCCAGAUGACCAGGAGAGCAUGCUGCAGAAACGCAUCCGGUAUAUCGUAGACCUGUACCUCAAUACGCCAGAUAAAGCUGGGUUUGAGACGCCUCUCCACUUUGCGUGUAAAUUUGGCUGUCCAGAGGUGGUGAACAUACUCUGUUCUCAUCCAGACAUUGACAAGAACUGCAAGAACAAGUACAACCAGAAACCCUCUGAGGUCAUUUGUGAAAGAAUGAAAGAAAAGGGUAAAGUUCAGGAGGUCAAACAGAAGAUAAAGGAAUAUUUAGAAGAUCGAUUAUACAUCCCCUUAUUGAGAGCCACUGAUAAUUCCUCCCAGCCUGUUAUUGGUGCACCUUGGUCCCCUGAGCCAAUGGAAAACCUGUCACCACGGUUACCCAGAAGCCCAAAGGAUCCAGUUAUGGCAGUCAGAGCCUUUGCUGGGCCUUUAAGUCCAUCUAAAGCGGAUGAGUUCAGACGGGCGUGGAAGACUCCUCCCAGAGAACGGGCAGACCAUUUCCACAACAUCUUAAAGUCUGACCCAGACCGUGGGGCAGAAAGAGUUGGCAGAGAUCUGGCCCAUGAGCUCGGUCAUCCCUGGGCAGAGUACUGGGAUUUCCUGGAUAGUUUUGUGGACUUGCAGUCAGCUGACGGCCUAAAAGUGCUUGAAGAAUACCUCAGUAAAAAGGACUUCAGGGAGCGCGCUCAUGAGGAGGCUGGAGAGAAUGAAACCAGCAACAGGUUUAAAACCCCAUCUCCUGGCAAACUGAAGAAGUUCUGCAACUCCAUCUCUGUGGGGGCAUUUCUGGAUGAGGGUGAUGACAUCAGCCUGGAGGAGAUCAAGAACAGGCAGAAUGCUGCACUCACCAGUAUUUCUUCUGUGAACUCCAAAGAUGGCCUGCAGGGGGCGGUAGGGGGCCUUGAAUUUCACAUCCUACCAGUUUCCCACAGUGCUGACCUCAUAGAGGCAGCGGCAGAGCAAGAUUUACUGCUCUCUGAGAAAUCCUUGAUCUCCAGCAGUAAAAAUGGCCUGUGCGAACAGGGCCCCGGGGACAGGACACCAAACGAGGACAAAAUGUCUCCUCGCAUCUGCGGUUCCUCUAAUUCCUGCAUGCUGUCACCCAUCUCAAAUCUAAUGGCUGAGUUUGAGAGGAUGUCUCUGUUGGAUGAGCCAGAGAGGACAAACAGGGAGAGAAGAAGAAGUGGAGGGAAACGCCACAGAGACGCCCAGGCCACAGAGCUCACCUCCGGACUGGGCCGGCUCUCACUGUCCUCAGAAGAUGACUCUGUGUUUGAGAAAGACAGGACGUCUGUGUUACGAGCAGCUGAGAAGGAUGGAGUGGAGAGAAUAAAUGAAGUAGAUGGGAGGUCCAGUGCAAGUUCAGAUGAAUUCUUUCUGGCCAGUGAGAGGUUAGAGCUUCUGAACCAACAGACUAUAGAGACUUCAGGGGGUGAGCGCACAAUAUGUGCCAGGUCAAAGUCCUGGGAUCAUGGGGGAAGAGACCUCAGCUCCUCAGGGUCUUCUAGCUCUUACAGAUCACUUGACAGCUCUCAGGACUUCAUACUGCGGACCCCUCCCAGAGUGACGAAAAGACUCUUCAUUGAAGGUGAUUCACCCAGCAAUUUGGACAGAGAGGUUUUGUCAGCUUUAGGAGUUACAGAUGUUGACCCUCUGAAGUAUCCCAGCGUUCACAAAUGGAAGAGCACAAUUCAGGCCUUCUCCCACUUAGAAAUGCAAAGCUGGCAGACUUCUGCAAUGCACAAGAGCCAUUUAAGGGCUCACUCAGUCACCCCUGGCUCUCCAGCGAGUGGUUUGCUGUCCCCCGCGGGCCGUUUCAGCCCAGCUCGUCACAUGGGCUCACCGGACGUCUGCAGCCCCGGACGCUACAGCCCAGCACACUCCAGUUACAGUCCCGCUCAUUCAAACCACAGCCCUGUCAGCUACAUCCAACGUAUCCGGCUAAAACAUUUCGGCGACACCCCCAUUUAACAAACGCUCUCCAUCCCGUUCAACCCCACCGACAGUUUCUACUGAUUAGUACCUGAAAAAAAAAAAAAAAAAAAAUCCAGGUGGGCUGUUUCAGAGGAUGGAACAUCACAGAGGAGAACAAUGUCAUAAUGGAAGCCAUGAAAUCCGCUCAAACUGGGUUCUUAGUGCCAGGCAAACCGCAGAUAGGAUCUCGCAACAGGCCGUCCUUCAGUUUGAAUGCUCCUUGGUUCAUAGAACACAGCUCAAAUAAUAAUAUGCACAUCUCCUGUGGGUUUUUGAGUCAUCAUAUAUAUAUAUAUAUUCGGUACUUCUGUGUAUGACGCAGAGUAUGUUGAUCUGUGAUGGACUUUUCUAACUUGGUUUUGUUUUCCGUUUUCUUUAUUAUC